Ipomoea triloba (trilobed morning glory) is the source of this 2672-nucleotide messenger RNA. RefSeq lists its product as uncharacterized. Lineage: Eukaryota; Viridiplantae; Streptophyta; Magnoliopsida; Solanales; Convolvulaceae. The coding region runs from base 918 to 2432 and encodes 504 amino acids. The transcript has a single exon. The record is from RefSeq and is a predicted model, not a curated record.
UACUGAAACCUAAAUCUAUAGAUAAAAAAGUGUUCUUUUGCGUCCCCUUUCUUCUCACAUUCUUGACUCCCUCUCUCCCCAAUCUCCUAUUCUUUCUUCUAUUGUUUUGUUUGAUUCCCAGUUCAGCUCAUCUCAGCUGGAUGUGUUUGACACUCUUUGAGUUGAACUCUUGAGAUUCUCUAUUUUAGUUGCAGGGGAAAACGAGGGUGAGAAGAUGAGGGUGUUGAGUGCCAUUGAUUGCUCGGAUUGCCCAAGUCUUUGUGGGUUCUUGGUUGUUAAAUCUUAUCCCAAGAGGUAUUCUUCCAAGAUCCCCUCUGAUUUGGUCCUUUUCUUGGGUCUGGGCUUCAUAGAUUGGUAAUAUUUGUGUUUACUUUUGGCAAAAUAACAGUUUACCCAUCAUUUACAGAUAUAAAGAUACAGUUUUUAUUGAUUAUACCUAGAUGGACUUUGCAAGAGAAUGGGUUUAAUUCAGUGUUUUAUACCUGUCAUUAAAGGGUCUAAGGAGAUUCUUGGAUUAGGACUGGAUUGGAUUGUCCAUCUAGCUUUUUUGUUUUUAAUACAUUUUUAUUGAUAUGGGUUGGGAUUAGAUUUGUUUCUCUGCUGUUUUUUUCUUGUCUUUUUCUAUUGAUUUCUGUUUUUAGUGGAUGUCUCAUUCUUCUUUGGGGAAAAGAGUUGGGAUUCAAUCUCCAGGUAACCCUCAAAUUGUGUUUGUCUUCUGAACUGGAAUUAGGAAUUUCUGGUAACCCUAAAAAACAGGAUCACUGGUUUUUGUUGGGGGGUGGGGGUUCAUAUAGGUGUGAUUAGUAUGGUGGGUGAAUGUGUAAAGAUGGAUUAACCACUUGUGAGAAUGAUCUUUGGAUUGAUACUUUUGAGGACAUCAUCUGAUAGUGUCCCAGAUUCAAGGAAGAAUUUGUGAGAUGGGAGAUACUGUUCUAACAGUUCUGUCAUUGGAGAAUCAUUACCCCUUUUCCAUGGAUUCUAGCACCUCCUCUUCACAAGAUGAUUUAGAUUUUGAGAUGAAUAGACAAGUAAUCUUAGCCCGUCCACCCGACAUCAAUUUACCGUUAUCUGCAGAGCGUAGCCCGACUCCUCAGUUGUCGAAUUCGGAGCAUAGUGAUAGUCUUGAUGUUAGGGUAAGAGCCCAAGUUCAUGAAACCGAGAAUUUCUUCAGUGCGCCUAAGGUCAGUAGGAAAUGUGCGAAAAGGGGGGACAGCAUCUGGGGCGCUUGGCUCUUCUUUAGCUUUUAUUUUAGGCCGGUCUUUGUUGAGAAAUCGAAGGCGAAAGUUGUGCGGGACUGUAAUGGAGCUUCAGGGUUCGAUAAAUCUGAUCUUCAGCUUGAUGUUUUCAUGGUUCAGCAUGAUUUGGAGAACAUGUACAUGUGGGUUUUCAAGGAGAGGCCUGAAAAUGCUUUGGGCAAGAUGCAACUAAGAAGCUAUAUGAAUGGGCAUUCCCGCCAAGGGGAGCGUCCCUUUCCUUUUAGUGCUGACAAGGGUUUUGUUCGAUCUCAUAGAAUGCAACGGAAGCAUUAUAGGGGCCUCUCGAAUCCUCAGUGUGUUCAUGGGAUCGAGGUUGUCCCCUUACCCAAUCUAAUGGCUUUAGGCGAAGAUGAACGAAGAAGGUGGGUUGAACUUACGGGAAGGGAACUGAAUUUCACUAUCCCACCCGAAGCAAGUGAUUAUGGUUCGUGGAGAAACCUGCAAAGCACUGAAUUUGAGCUCGAGAAGCAACCUCCAUGUGCCAAGGGCAAUAACCAUUCCCCAACUAAGAAAUUGCUUAACGGAUCCGGGCUUAAUUUGUCCACUCUAACAUCGAACCACAGCAAUGGCGAUGCCAUGGAUUUAACGCCUGUCAGCUGCAAAAGGAAGCAGGACUUCUUCUCUAACGGGAAUGGAGAUGAGUGUCAUUUGCAAGCAAAUCCUCACUAUAGGAUCCCAGAUUUCGAAAUGCACCCGAAUGAGCCACACUGGUUGAAUGAAUUUAGCGGGAUUAUAAGGAAUGUUUACGGGCCUGUUACAGCUGCAAAGAGUAUCUAUGAAGACGAGAAAGGGUAUUUGAUCAUAAUCAGUUUGCCCUUCGUUGAUCUCCGGACAGUGAAAGUCUCUUGGCGGAACACACUCACAUACGGGAUAAUCAAGGUUUCUUGCUUGAGCACAUCUCGCAUCCCAUUCAUCAAGAGACAGAAACGGACUUUCAAGCUUGUAGAUUCAUCAUCCGAACACUGCCCUCAAGGAGAAUUUGUUAGGGAAAUCCCGCUCUCAACCCGAAUUCCCGAGGGUGCAAACAUCGAAGCCUACUUCGACGAAUCAGGGACAGCGCUAGAGAUUCUGGUGCCUAAACUGCCGGAGGGGCCGGAAGAACAUGAAGUACACAUUCGACUUCGCCCCGACCUCAGUGCCAAUGACUUCAUGGCUUUUAUGGACCUGGAAGCAUAGCUAUACAAAUGCUAGUAGGGUUGGUGCUUCAUUGUUUCACCAACAUAAAAUAUGUUUUAUUGAGCUAAAUAUGCAAAAAUCUUCUGUUUGUGUUGUCUUCUCACAUAAAUGGUUUGUCUUUCUUCAUCUGUAUAGCCUUGGUUGUAACCAGGUCUAGCUUAUAAAAUCUUUGUUCUUGGUUUAGUAACAUAUUUAUGUUCUUGUUUGCAGACAAAUAUUUGUAUUAAAAUCUUUCAGCCC